Messenger RNA from Lipotes vexillifer (Yangtze River dolphin), 2121 nucleotides. It is a transcript of the gene PTCD1, whose product is annotated as pentatricopeptide repeat domain 1. The record is from RefSeq and is a predicted model, not a curated record. Gene Ontology annotation, cellular component: mitochondrial matrix. Gene Ontology annotation, biological process: tRNA 3'-end processing. Gene Ontology annotation, molecular function: tRNA binding; protein binding. Lineage: Eukaryota; Metazoa; Chordata; Mammalia; Artiodactyla; Lipotidae.
AUGGACCUCGUGAGACUCUCGCGGCUCUUCUCCGGCCCCCGCCCCAUGGGAUUGGCCAUCCUGCACCACCUUGACGCCCUCAGAGCCACGUGGGCUGGAGGCAGGGAGGGGCCCACGUGGCCGAGGGCCGCAGGGCUGAUUCGGCUAGCGCCAGCAGCCUUCAACAGCUCCCUCUCUCGGCUGUCCCUCGGCCCGCGGAGCCAGAAGAACACAGGCAGCCCGAGCUCUGACCCAGGACAGCCCAGCCCCACGGCCGCCCAGGAGGAAGGGGAGGAGGAGAGCUUUGGGACUCUUUCCGACAAAUACUCCUCCCGGAGAAUGUUCCACAAAUCGACGGCCCAGUUGUAUAACCUGCGGCUCACGGAACAGAGUGUUGAAGAAGAUGAGGAAGGGGGGCUGCAGCCAGAAUCACGGCGGGGCCCGAGAAACACCCCUUCCUGGUACUUCUUUCAGUGCAAACGCCUGAUCAAGGAAGGAAAGCUGGCCGAGGCCCUGGACCUGUUUGAGAGACAGAUGCUGAAGGAGGAGCGACUCCAGCCCCUUGAGUGCAACUACACCGUGCUGAUCGGGGGCUGCGGGCGGGCCGGCUACCUGAGGAAGGCCUUCCAGCUCUACAAUGACAUGAAGAAGCGAGACUUGGAGCCCUCAGAUGCCACCUACACAGCCCUGUUCAAUGUCUGCGCUGAGUCCCCCUGGAAGGACUCUGCUCUGCAGAGUGCCCUGAAGUUACGGCAGCAGCUUCAGGCCAGAAACUUCCAGCUCAACUUGAAAACGUACCACUCCCUGCUGAAGAUGGCCGCCAUGUGCGCAGACCUCAGGAUGUGCCUGGAUGUGUUUAAGGAAAUCAUCCAGAAAGGACAUGCGGUCACAGAGGAGACCUUCAGUUACCUGCUCAUGGGCUGCAUCCAGGACAAGAAAACGGGUUUCCGAUAUGCCCUGCAGGUGUGGAGGCAGAUGCUGAGCCUGGGGCUCCGGCCGAGCCGGCACGGCUACAACCUGCUGUUGGGGGCAGCUCGGGACUGCGGCCUGGGGGACCCGGAGGUGGCCUCGGCGGUGCUCCUGAGGCCCAGGGAGGAGAUGGUCCUGCUCCAGCCCCUGGCAGGUGGGCGGCAGGCAAGGAGGAGAGCCGGGGUCGGGGCGGACAGUAGCCUGUCAGCCGGGCUGCAAGUGGAGGCCCUGGAGAGGCAGCUGUUUCUAGAACCUUCUCAGGCACUUGAGGGGCCUCUGGAGCCUCAGGAGGCCAGAGCCCGCGGCAAGGCCCAGCCUGGGGUGGAAACCAAGGUGGAGCCUGACCGCGCUGCCCCUGCGGCCCCAGUGCCGCCUCCCUGGGGGCUGGAGGCCAACCUCCUGACCCCCGGGGCGGUCUCCUCGGCUGUGGUCUCCUUUGGGACCGUGAGCACUCCAGCCGACAGGCUGGCCUUGAUGGGGGGCCUGGAGGGCUUCCUGGGAAAGAUGGCGGAGCAUGGGCUUCGGCCCGACAUCAAAACCCUCACACUGCUGGCGGAGGUGGUGGAGCCCGGCACUUCCGCAGAGUCCUCGCUGCUGACCGUCUUGGACGCGCAGCAAGUGGAGGCCGACCUGACCUUCUUCAACACGCUGAUAAGGAGGAAGAGCGAGCUGGGCGACCUGGAGGGGGCGGAGGCACUGCUGCCAGUCCUGGCGAAGAGGGGAAUCGUCCCUAACCUGCAGACAUUCUGCAGCCUGGCCAUCGGGUGCCGCAAGCCAGGGGAUGGCCUGCAGCUGCUUGCAGACAUGAGGAAAUCCCAGAUGACCCCCACCGCCCACAUCUACAGCACUCUCAUCAACGCAGCCGUCAAGAAGUUGGACUACGCCUAUCUCAUCGACAUCCUGAAGGACAUGAGGCGGAAUAGGGUCCCGGUGAAUGAAGUGGUCAUCCGCCAGCUGGAGUUCGCAGCCCAGUACCCACCCACCUUCGACCGGUACAAAGGGAGAAACACCUACUUGGAGAAGAUUGAUGGCUUCCGAGCUUAUUAUAAGCAGUGGCUGAAAGUGAUGCCAGCAGAGGAAACCCCCCACCCGUGGCAGAAGUUCCGGACCAAACCAAAGGGAGACCAGGACACCGUACUGGCCGAUGUGGACAGAGGCCCCGGGGGCAGGUGA